Messenger RNA from Trichoderma reesei QM6a, 1627 nucleotides. RefSeq names its product protein kinase. Lineage: Eukaryota; Fungi; Ascomycota; Sordariomycetes; Hypocreales; Hypocreaceae. The transcript has 2 exons. The record is from RefSeq and is a predicted model, not a curated record. Gene Ontology annotation, cellular component: nucleus; mediator complex. Gene Ontology annotation, molecular function: cyclin-dependent protein serine/threonine kinase activity; RNA polymerase II CTD heptapeptide repeat kinase activity; ATP binding. Bases 1 to 1389 code for a protein of 462 amino acids. Gene Ontology annotation, biological process: protein phosphorylation.
AUGCCUCUGAGGCUGAAGCCGGGCUAUCCUCACUCAUCCUCGUCGCAUCACUUCUUUGGGUCUUCAUCGUCUGCUCACCGCUCCUAUACAGAUGGCCGCGACCAGUCGGCUGGCUACCAGCCCAAGGCACGGGUGACGGAGCGUUAUCGCAUCAUCGGUUUCAUUAGCAGUGGCACCUAUGGCCGUGUCUACAAAGCCGUAGGCAGGAUCGUCAACGGGGAAGGCAUCGCUGUUGUUGCCAUCAAAAAGUUCAAGCCCGAUAAGGAGGGUGAACAAGUCAGUUACACCGGCAUCUCUCAGAGCGCCAUUCGUGAGAUGAGCCUGUGUAGCGAGCUCCGGCACUCAAACGUCAUCCGGCUGGUGGAGAUCAUGCUCGAGGAUAAGUGCAUCUUCAUGGUUUUUGAGUAUGCCGAGCACGACCUGCUGCAGAUCAUCCACCACCACACGCAGCAGCCACGCCACCCGAUACCGCCGGCCACGAUCAAGAGCAUCAUGUUCCAGCUCCUCAACGGCUGCCAGUACCUUCACACCAACUGGGUUCUGCAUCGAGAUCUCAAGCCCGCCAACAUCAUGGUCACGUCGGGCGGAGAGGUCAAGAUCGGAGACUUGGGCCUUGCCCGUCGUUUCGACAAGCCGCUGCACUCGCUCUUCAGCGGCGAUAAGGUCGUCGUCACCAUUUGGUACCGCGCCCCCGAGCUCAUCCUCGGCUCGUACCACUACACUCCUGCCAUAGACAUGUGGGCCGUCGGCUGCAUCUUUGCGGAGCUGCUGUCCUUGCGUCCCAUCUUCAAGGGUGAGGAGGCAAAGAUGGACAGCAAGAAGACGGUGCCGUUCCAGCGGAACCAGAUGCACAAGAUUGCCGAGAUCAUGGGCAUGCCGACGAAAGAGCGCUGGCCCCUGCUUCCGGCCAUGCCCGAGUACAUGCAGCUCAACACGCUCUCGGCGAUGCAGCACAGCAGCCACAGCAACCACCACCACCACGGCCACCACCAGCAGCCGCCCAGCCGCGGCUACUCCACGACGUCGAGCCUCGAGAAGUGGUACUACAGCACCAUCAACAACAACUCGGGCGCCGGAUCGGCCGCGUCGGGCCCCAACGGCCAGCCGGCGCUACAGUCCCUCGGCGCCGAGGGCUACAAGCUGCUCGCUGGCCUGCUCGAGUACGACCCGGAGAAGCGCCUGACUGCCGCCCAGGCACUGCAGUCCGUCUUCUUCAGCUCUGGCGACCGCGUGAGCGCAAACUGUUUCGAGGGCGUCAAGGUCGAGUAUCCCCACCGCCGCGUCAGCCAGGACGACAACGACAUUCGCACCAGCAGUCUGCCCGGCACGAAGCGUAGUGGGCUCCCGGACGACACGCUGCUGCGGCCGGCAAAGCGUCUCAAAGACUAGGAGUUGCCGCCAGGAGGCUUUGGCCAUAAGAUAGUGUGGAUGGGCCUUUGAUCAUUGGGGUUGGGACGAAGGUGCAUAAAGUAUGAUGAUUGGACACGGUUCGGAUGGGGUGUUUGGUUCUUGAUAUGUCACGGCGUUUUAUGAUGAUGGCUUCAUUGGUGAGGGGCGCAAUAUUGGCUUGUUCUAUGGUUGUUAUACCUUGGCAUGGCAUGAAUUGGCAUGAUGGUUAUACACUUGU